Messenger RNA from Penicillium samsonianum, 618 nucleotides. RefSeq lists its product as uncharacterized. Bases 1 to 618 code for a protein of 205 amino acids. NCBI's taxonomy places the organism in Eukaryota, Fungi, Ascomycota, Eurotiomycetes, Eurotiales, Aspergillaceae. The record is from RefSeq and is a predicted model, not a curated record. The transcript has 2 exons.
AUGCUGCCCACUACCCGUCGAACUCGACAGUGGCUUAUGACAUUGUUCCAGUCGUCACAAGCCGGCAUUAUGGCUAUCCUCGAGACUCUUCGGGCAGGACGCUGGGGUCAACACAUUUCCCCGGGCCCAUUGUCUGAGAGCAUCCUCGUGCGCGAUAUACCCUAUAACUUCAGUGUCGACACGAUAGCAGUACAACUCACUAAGCGGACGGACCUGACUCUGGAAUUCGAUAUUGUGACGAUAGAGCGAGUCGAUGAGGUCAUGAAAGACUUUAUGAGUUGGACCUCUACUACGAGCAUCUUGACAAAAACACAACAAGCAAUCCUAAUUGAAAAAUGGGUGAUUUUCAGCUUAGCCGGAGGAGUUGAAAAAGGAGAUCAAGCCUCUCAAGAAACAAAUGAAGAGAAGGCAACACCUUCUCCAUCCCUAUCAAACCUCAGACAUCAUAUCCUAGACAAAUGGUCAGGCCACCCACGCGAUCCCAGCGAAGGUCAGACCGAAACGCAAUUGCUCAUUGAUGGUGCGAAGGGGGAAUAUCCUCAUGGGUAUCAAUGCCAUUCCCCAAAUAUUCCAAGAAGAGACCUCGCGAGCAAGCAAAUAGGAAGGGGCAUUUGCUAG